AUGAAAUCUAAGAAUGUACGGAAGUCCCUAACCUGCACUUGUGGAAACAUUUUUAGACUAUGCUUUCUCCUAGGACUCUUCAUAUUAUUUGCUAUGAUCUGGAAGCAUGGCAAAAAGAAUUGCAAAUCUGAUGCUGGAAAACAAAUAUGCUUUUCUACCUUUAAGAGUACAAAAAGAAAGAAGAUAAUCAUUCCAGAGUAUCCUUUUUGGAAGAUACCACAGAAUCUAAACAUCAGUGUACUGGAAAGUGCUUCAGGUCCUUUACCCAUUAAAUAUAAAUAUCUUGUUGGAUCCCCUCCCUCUAAAAAGAGAUUCUUGACCAUUGGAAUCUCAUCAAUCUACAAAGUAAAGGAGCAGCGUUUAUUGGGGACAAUUGAGUCCAUCUUCAGUCACUGCUCUCCAGAAGAAUUAAAGGAGAUCCUCCUAGUGAUAUAUCUUGCCAAUAAUGAUUCUGAGAUAAAUGUAAAAACUGCCGAAGAAAUUAAGGCCAAGUUUAGUGAACAUACUAAUGCAGGAAGAUUACUUGUUAUCCAAAGCUCUACAGCAAGUUAUCCUCCAUUAUGGAAUGUGAAAGCACAGCACUGGGGCAACAGGGAAGAAAUUGGCUCAGCAGCCAAACAAAAUGUGGACUACGCUUAUUUACUUAAUUUCUGUGCCAAUCUGUCCCACUAUUAUUUGAUGUUAGAAGAUGAUACUGUUUGUGCCACCAAUUUUGUAUCCAUUAUUCAAGGUUACAUAAAGGAUAGAAAGGAACAUUGGAUCACAAUAGCAUUUUCCAGACUAGGCUUCAUAGGGAAACUCUAUCAUAACCCUGAUCUUACAAGAUUAGCCCGAUUCCUCUUGAUGUUCUAUCAUGACAUGCCUGGGGACUGGCUCCUUGGACUGUUUCAUAAAUCUAGGGCUCAAGAAAGUCCUAUCAUCUUCCGGCCUUCUCUUUUCCAACAUGUAGGGAAAGUUUCUUCAUUUCACAAUAUUGAAACUGAAAUCAAUGAUCCAGAGUUUGAAGAAGAUUCUGGAGAUCUGGGAGAUUUUCUUACUGCUUCGUGUUUCACAAAUAUUCCCAGUGUUUUAAAUUAUGUCCCAGAAAAUGUGUGUCCUCCUGGAAACGGUGUCUUUUGGGGCAAGAAUGUAACAGCAGAGAGCUUUUUCACCAUUGUUUUUGGAAAUCCAAUUGUUCCCCAGAAGAUUCGGAUUUACACAGGAUCAGCUGAAUUUAAUAAGGACAUCCUCUAUGAUGGUUAUGUAGAAGAGGGAAGGCUCAAAGUCCAUUCAGAAGAUGGGCAAACAUGCCUAAUUUUCAAACAAAUAGGAAAAUUUAGGAAUGGACAUUUUGAGUUGGUAGAUAAGGAAAAAAACAAUGACAUAGAGUGUCUUCGAAUUCAAGUCACAGCACCACAAAAAGAAUGGCUGAGAAUAAGGAGAAUUAAUAUUUGGUUGAAGAAGUAUUAA
This is a messenger RNA of Python bivittatus (Burmese python), 1449 nucleotides long. RefSeq names its product alpha-1,3-mannosyl-glycoprotein 4-beta-N-acetylglucosaminyltransferase C-like. Gene Ontology annotation, molecular function: acetylglucosaminyltransferase activity. The record is from RefSeq and is a predicted model, not a curated record. NCBI's taxonomy places the organism in Eukaryota, Metazoa, Chordata, Lepidosauria, Squamata, Pythonidae. Gene Ontology annotation, biological process: protein N-linked glycosylation.